AUGGGGCCCAAAAGUAUCAAUAAAGGAAAGGGUGUACCAGGAUCAGAUAAAUUUAUUUAUCCCAAUGGAGAUAAAUACAUCGGAGAAUUUUUAGCAUUCCGAAACGAAACCGUAUUCAAGCACGGAUAUGGAAAGUAUACUACCUGGGAUGGCCAAAUUUAUGAUGGACGUUGGAUUAUGGACAAAUUGGUUAGUUCCGAGGAAGAAAAAAUGAUAUUAAAGCAUAGUACAGAAGAUACAUUUGAAGGAACACUUGUGAAUCAAAAAUACCAUGGUAAUAAUUGUAAAUUCACUUUUAACGAUGGGUCAUAUAUGAUAUGUACGUUUCAAGAAAAUAGACCUAGUGGAGAAGUGGUUUAUACAGAUCCAAAUGGCAAUGAAUGGGUUGGAUACUUUAAAGAUGAUUAUAUAAAGUUGAAGCCAAAAAACCAUUUUCUCACCAAUUAUCCAAAAUGA
Ctenocephalides felis (cat flea) is the source of this 456-nucleotide messenger RNA. Its product is annotated as phosphatidylinositol 4-phosphate 5-kinase 1-like. Lineage: Eukaryota; Metazoa; Arthropoda; Insecta; Siphonaptera; Pulicidae. The transcript is spliced from 3 exons. The record is from RefSeq and is a predicted model, not a curated record. Bases 1 to 456 code for a protein of 151 amino acids.